AUGAUCAAGAAAUUUUCUUUAAGCUUUUUCUCUUCUGAACUCGAAUAUUCCUUUAAAAAAUGGGUUAUUGAACAAAAUCAAUUCAUUUAUGAGACUACUCUUGCUACAAUCACAAUUUAUCUUAUAAUAAAUCUGAUCAAUUACAACAACGAUGUCAUUUACAUCAUAACGACUUCAACCAGUCUUUGUAUUGAAUUAACUAUACUUUUUUUCUAUCAGAAAUAUCCUUUGCAUAGAGAAUUUAUUCAAAGCUUGAAUCUAAUCAUUUUUGCCAUUACGAUUGAUAUUUAUAUGAUUUACCAUCAAAUCUAAGACACGGCCAUAGAAAUGGGGAUAAUGAAAUAUAUGUUAUAUCUUUAGGGAAAUCGAUUUAGAUGGCAAACAUUGAUUUUUCUCCUCGGCUUUGGAGCGGAAGUCUCAAUAUCUCAAAUGGAUGUAGUUUAACAAAUAGCACAUGGCUUGUUUAGAAUGUUCAUUAUAUUUUUUCGUUACUAGGUCGAGAUGAGAAGAAGAUAAUAUUAUUUGGCACAGAGAUCUUAAUUAUAAUAUGAGAAUUUGAUCGAGGAAUAAUUGCCAACGUGGGUGGUUUUGAUUAAAUAUGAUAAGCAACAAGGUUAAAUAAGGAUUGACAAGAUUAAUAGAAUAAUGAGAGAAACCUUUAACAUUGUAACUGAUCAAAAAUUUAGAGAGUUUCUUAGGGAUUCAAAUAUCCAACCCUUAGAGGAACCCCAAAAAAAGCAGUUCAAUUUCGAGGAGCUAUUACUGAAAGAAUUGGUGUAUAAGUAGGAAACAAAUUAAAUAUCUAAGUUUUUGGGUUAUCUUAUAAACAAUGAAAAAAAGUGGUAAUUCUAAAUAACAAAAAUCUAUUUAAAUUCAAUAGAACCCACCAUAUUACUUUUAUUUAUAGAAUAGGGUGGGAAUCUGUAUGAGUUCUAUUCUCAUUAGAUCAAGUGGAGGGAUCAACAGUUAGUUAAUCAAAGCAAGCAAUUUCUAAAUUAUAUCAAGGAUCAAAUAGGCAUUCUAAAGUUCUUCAAGUAGUAAUCAAGAGUUUAGGAGUUAUUUCAAAUUAGUAAUUAAAUCAGCAAUAGUUAUAUCCUUUUUAAUCAAAGUUUGAACAUCUAUAAUAUCACUUAGAUAACUUAUGGUAAAUUAAAAUAUAAAAUAAAUGAGUUUUAAUUAAUUGAUUUAAUUUAUCAACUAAAAGAAGAUCUUAAAUUUACAAAUAAUCAAUUAAAAUCAAAUAUACUCAUGAAAACAGAUAGAUCAAAAAUGAUCUCAAUUAUUUUGAGUAUUUCUGAAUUUAUUAAGAUCAUGCUGGCCAUCAUAACAAAUGAUGAAAAAUAAUUGUAUGAGUGUCAUCCCUCAGGAUAUCCUAUUUAGAUAAGAUUCAAAAGAAUCAAACAUUAACCUGGAUGUUUGAAAAUUACAAUGAAACAUUAAAAUCUCAAAAUACCACAUUAGAUACAAGAAGCUUUAUUAAAGGCUGCAUCGUAUACUGAUCAUAAAAAAAGGAAUUGGGGAGUCAAUCACUAUUAUGAAAACAUUUAAAAUUUAAGCGAAUAGAUUCAUAAUUUGAACAUGAAAGCUCAGAAAGUUACAAAAAGUCAAAUUUCUUUAUUAGAUCUUGAUUUAGCUUCAUAUUAGUAAGCAAAGGAGGUGAAUUUGAAAGGAAGUACAGAGCCUUUUAGCACUUUAGGCUUACCGUUGGCUUAAUAUCUCGUCUGUCAAUUAGGACCAAAUAAUCAAAUCAAUUUUAAAGAUACUUAAUAAUAAAAAAUGGGGGAUUCCUUGUCCUUUCGAAAUUCAACUCCAUAAACAAAGAUAAGUUUUUAGAUUUAUGAAGAUUUGAAUGAAUUCAUUUAUCAAUUGAAUGAGAAAGAGUCCAAUCCUUAUUUAGAUUGCUACAUUUCAAAUGAAAUUCAGCAAUCAACAUUUAAAACAUUCCAUAGUCUAUCUCCAUCACAUCAACAUCAAAGAGGAAGUUUGUAAUCAUUUAUAAACACUAAAUUAAAUUGA
This is a messenger RNA of Paramecium tetraurelia, 2016 nucleotides long. RefSeq lists its product as uncharacterized. The transcript has 2 exons. Lineage: Eukaryota; Ciliophora; Oligohymenophorea; Peniculida; Parameciidae. The record is from RefSeq and is a predicted model, not a curated record.